This is a messenger RNA of Debaryomyces hansenii CBS767, 960 nucleotides long. RefSeq names its product DEHA2G04554p. The coding region runs from base 1 to 960 and encodes 319 amino acids. The record is from RefSeq and is a predicted model, not a curated record. The transcript is spliced from 2 exons. NCBI's taxonomy places the organism in Eukaryota, Fungi, Ascomycota, Pichiomycetes, Serinales, Debaryomycetaceae.
AUGCCACCAAAAGCAUUUCAAGUAUUCGAGGAUGCGAGUAAAGCGGUUAGACCUUACCCACGGUCGAAACAAGUGAGAUCAACCAACAACCAAGCGAAGAAGAGGGUUCCAUUAAAAGAAGCACCCAAUAGAAUAAAUGACCCAAAGAAAAGGAUAAACAAACCAGAGCCAAAGCGAAAACGGCGAUCAGUCGCUACCAAAAUAGUAAAAAAGGAUGACUAUUCGCUUGAAAAUCUACGGGCCAUUUUUGAAGAAGAAGAAGAAGAAAAAGCUGAAACGAAGCUUGAGUUUAAAGCAACAUCCACUCCCUUCAACUCUCAAUUGGUAAAUAGUCAAGUAAUCGAAGAAGAGCAAAUCAAUAAUCAGCGACAGCUAGAUCUUGAGAUCAAUAAAAUACACGAUUCAAUAAAUAAAGAGAGUCUAAUGCUGCUAAUAGAGCAGCUAUCACCACCACCUAGUAGCGGAGGAAAUUGCUCCCUAAAUAGCGCUGCAGCGAACAAACCACAGAAAAAGCCGACCAGGCCAAAAAAAGCGGGUCAACAAAUUGACGCUAAGAAACCACCAAAACCAGCGAAGUCAAAUACAAAAAAAACUCCUGACCAUCCUAUGGCUAAUGAUUUCAAACCUAAGAAAAAUUCAAAGAAGAAGGAGAUUGUUAAUGUAACCAAGAAAGAGCAUGUACCAAGGGAAAAUAAGCGAGUCCAAUUACUUGAAAGGCCUAAACAGACACAAACAAGUGUAAAUUCCAAACCUGUAUCUAAAUGCAGAACAAGGCUGGAAUCUAAAUCGAAGGUAGAUUCAAAGUCUAAAGCGACCACCAAGUCUAAAUCGAAGCCAAGCGCAAAACUAGCUAGAAGAAGAACUCGAUCUUCCAAAGUACGCUAUAAGGGGGAACUUACCUAUAAGCAGCUAUUACUGAAGUGUGUUAAAGGAAAGGACCCUAUAGAUUUAUUAUUGUGA